AUGGCGUCUAAACUGGUGAAUUCAAUACAAGACUUCGAAUGGUCAGCAGUACCAGUUCCAUCUAUUCAACAUGGAAUUUUCACCAUUUGCGGCAUCUUGGUAUUUACAACCAUCACUAUAAUCCUGAUGAAUGGUAUCUACAACCUAUACUUCCAUCCACUAGCCAAAUAUCCCGGUCCCAGACUAUGGGCAUUUACAAACUUCCCCAACAGUAUUGGCCGAAUUCAAGGCCUCAUGUAUCUCCGCCUGAAAAGCGCGCACGAAAAAUACGGCCCAAUUGUCCGUUCCGCCCCCAACGAGCUGUCAUUCAUCACACCCGAAGCAUGGACAGAUAUCUAUGCGAAAAAGCCCGGACGACCCGAAAUGCCCAAAGGAAAUUAUGUUCCUCAACCAGGUACAGAGAGUCUUUUCGAUCAUCCAGUUCACGAGGAGCAUCAACGAAUUCGCAAGUCUCUCCGAAAUGGAUUUACCGAGAAAGCGCAACGGGAACAGGAACCACGAGUUAGGCGAUUUAUGGAUCAGUUGAUGAAUAAUUUGAAAGAGAUUGCGAAAGAUGGUGGGGUCACAGAUAUCGCGAAAUGGAAUUAUUUGAUCGCGUAUGAUAUUGUUGCGGAUUUGUGUUUUGGGGAAAAUUUUAAGGGUGUGGAGAAGGGGGAGGAUCAUAAAUGGAUUGGCAUUGGUAUAAAUACGUCCACUGCUUUUACAGUUUUCCACGAAUCAAAGAGAAUCUGGCCCUUCAAUAAAAUUUUAACUUAUAUUCCCUAUCUGACCAAGGCCGUUUUGUUACGAAUGCAACAUGUAUUCUUCUUGAAUCAGCUAUUGGAAAAAAGAAGAAAGGCUAAAGAUACGGAACCAGAUUUCAUGACCCACGCUUUACCCUACCUCGACCGACCCGGUGGCAUCAACCUCAGCGAGCUCCAAAGAAGUCUGGAAAUCGUCGUGACCGCCGCCUCAGACACCACCGCCACACUUCCUAUCGGAGCUAUAUAUCAUCUUUGCAAAAAUCCAUCCAUAUACGCAAAACUCAAGCACGAGAUACGAAGUAGUUUCAAUUCUGAAGAUGAAAUCCAGAUAAGUAGUGUUUUCGAUAAACCAUAUUUAUUGGCGGUUCUCAAAGAAGCUUUGAGAAUGCAUCCUCCCGUUCCGGGAAAUCAUCCAAGAAGAGUCGGGAAAGAAGGUGCGACUAUUGCGGGGAAUUAUGUCCCCCCCAAUACGUUGGUUUCGUUUCCGCAUUGGGCGGGGUAUCAUUCGGAGAGGAAUUGGAAUAGGCCUGAUGACUUCGUACCCGAACGAUGGAUGGGUGCGCCUGAAUUCGAAACGGAUAAUAGAGCUUGUUUCAAGCCUUUCAGUCAUGGUCCCAGAGAGUGUAUGGGACAAAACGUCGCACAUGCCGUCACCAGAGUUUUAAUGGCUCGAUACAUCUACAACUUUGAUUUUGAAUUAGCUGAUCCCGAGGAUGGUUUAACAGAUGGUGCUAGAGUAAGACUAGUCUGGUCGCAUAAGCCGUUGCUCUUAAAAAUUCGUUCUGUGGGGAAGUAG
Molecule: messenger RNA, 1539 nt
Organism: Botrytis fragariae
Lineage: Eukaryota; Fungi; Ascomycota; Leotiomycetes; Helotiales; Sclerotiniaceae
Product: putative cytochrome p450 protein
Exons: 7
Coding region: 1-1539 (512 amino acids)
Molecular function (GO): oxidoreductase activity, acting on paired donors, with incorporation or reduction of molecular oxygen; iron ion binding; monooxygenase activity
Source: RefSeq, a predicted model, not a curated record